Messenger RNA from Rhodofomes roseus, 2106 nucleotides. RefSeq lists its product as uncharacterized. The record is from RefSeq and is a predicted model, not a curated record. NCBI's taxonomy places the organism in Eukaryota, Fungi, Basidiomycota, Agaricomycetes, Polyporales, Fomitopsidaceae. Gene Ontology annotation, cellular component: P-body; PAN complex. The coding region runs from base 30 to 1904 and encodes 624 amino acids. The transcript is spliced from 16 exons. Gene Ontology annotation, biological process: mRNA processing; nuclear-transcribed mRNA poly(A) tail shortening; protein phosphorylation. Gene Ontology annotation, molecular function: poly(A) binding; protein kinase activity; ATP binding.
GACCAAGUCUGACCACCUCUUGGCCCGGGAUGGCUCAGGGUGACAUGGCCUUCUUCUCCAGGCCGUCCUCCGCCGCAGUCAAGAUAGUCGCUCCUUCCACCCAGGACCCUCCCAGCCCAAGGUCUCCGUCCGCCAAGAAGGACUCUACCCAACGCCAGUGUAGAAAUAUCCUCAUAUACGGAUCGUGUAAAUUCCAAGAUAAAGGCUGUAUCUAUUAUCAUCCUCCUGCCCGCGACGACUCUUCGCCUGUACCACCUGAUUCUCCUGUUCCGAGUGCCGCGCUGCCGGCUCAGGCCGUUAACGCACCUGUAUUCGUUCCGAAGACCGCAACCGCAGAGAGCCCUGAACCAGUCCCCGCUGUCCCGUCGUUCCCUUCCAUCUUUUCUCCAUCCGAAGUGCCGUCGGAACAUCAGUUAGUCGAGUCUGACUACCAAGAGAUCGACGAGUACGACCCCUUCGCCUACGAUGGCACCAAUGGCGACACCUUCAGCGAUGGGUCCCAUCUUAUGGCGAACCCAUACGCAAACGGCGCUGAUCCUGCGAUGAUGGGCUUCGACGGAGAUCCGCUGUAUUCUACCCAGUUUACCUUCGCUCAGCAACCACUGAAUUACCACCUGUACACACAACCGCGCCCCGAGAACCUCGCACAUCGGUACUUCAUAUCGGAUAACAUCCGUGAGGAGCUUCAGAAUCGCGCUGAGACGCUGUACAACUCCCCGGCUCACGGACUUAAUUUACCUGAGGAGCUACAGGGGUAUCACUCCCUACUUCCCCUGGAGCCCACUGCCGGCGAGCGCCGCAAGUUUGGUAAUUGGUAUUCGACGAUGUAUCGCGCAACGACCUUCACGGACGGUGUGUCGUACGCCUUGCGGCGCGUCGAGAACUUUCGCUUGAUGCAGCAGGCCGCGUUCAGUGGGAUCGAAACGUGGUCCCGCCUUCGACACCCCAACAUCAUCUCCGUGCGCGAAGCCUUCACCACGCGCGCCUUCGGCGACAACUCGCUCGUCGUCGUGUACGACUACCACCCGAACGCGCGCACGCUGUACGAGGCGCACAUCAAGCCCAAGGCACCGCAGUACCAGAACGGCCGCCUGAUGACCCAGAGCCCCCGCCUCCCGGAGAGGACGAUCUGGUCGUACGUUAUACAGCUCGCGCGUGCGGUCAAGGCCGUCCACGACGCGGGCAUGGCCGUACGCAUCAUCGAUGCGACGAAGGUGCUCGUCACCGGCCAGAACAGGCUCCGCAUCAGCGCGUGCGGCGUGGUGGACGUGCUGACGUACGAGGCGCACCCGGACGUGUCGAUCCUGCAGCAGGAGGACCUGAUGAUGUUCGGGAAGCUCGUGUUCGCGCUGUGCACGAAUAACCUCGCGGCGAUGAACAACUUUGCGAAGGCGGUCGAGAAUGUCGGGAGGCAUUACUCUGCGGAGCUCAAGGCCGUCGCGCUCUUCCUCGUGUCGAAGCCCGCGCCGAACAAGACGAUCGGUCAGUUGUUUGAGAUGUUUGGUGGACGGAUGCUCGCGGAGAUGGACGAGAUGCAAAACGCUAUCGAUUGCCUCGAAGGCGAGCUGAUGAGCGAGCUCGAGAACGCGCGGCUCGUCAGGCUGCUCUGCAAGUUUGGGUUCAUCAACGAACGGCCUGAGUUCGCAAGGGAGCCGAGAUGGUCGGAGACGGGGGACAGGUAUAUCAUCAAGCUGUUCCGCGACUACGUCUUCCAUCAGGUCGACGAACAUGGCAAUCCUGUGGUCAAUCUGUCGCAUGUCUUGACAUCCCUGAACAAGCUGGACGCCGGCAGCGAGGAACGGAUCAUGCUUGUGUCUCGGGACGAACAGAGCUGUCUGGUUGUGAGCUAUAAGGAGGUCAAGUCUUGUAUCGACUCUGCGUUCAGCGAGCUGUCCAGGCGCUGAAGACGAGGGGGUGGUACAUUCAUUGCACAGAAAAUAGCUAGAAUCAGAAAAAGACGCAGAAAAUACAGACAAAAUGACGACCCGGCUUUCUCUCUACCUGUGGCCUCGCAUCGCCUGUCGCAUGCCUGUCAUCGUACUCUCAUAUUGAUGAUAGAGACGCCUCCGAGUCGUAUGACUGUGGAGGUCGUGUUGUGCGCAUGGA